Bombyx mandarina (wild silkworm) is the source of this 929-nucleotide messenger RNA. RefSeq lists its product as uncharacterized. Gene Ontology annotation, biological process: regulation of transcription by RNA polymerase II. Lineage: Eukaryota; Metazoa; Arthropoda; Insecta; Lepidoptera; Bombycidae. The record is from RefSeq and is a predicted model, not a curated record. Gene Ontology annotation, molecular function: RNA polymerase II transcription regulatory region sequence-specific DNA binding; DNA-binding transcription factor activity, RNA polymerase II-specific.
AUGGCUGGGCCAUACCUUUCUCCGCUUCCCGGGGACCUCCUAACUGAGUACAUGUUUGGUCGGCGACGUCAGAGGAGGAACAGAACUACCUUUACUCCUCAACAGCUCAGCGAACUAGAGUCGCUCUUCCAGAAGACGCACUAUCCAGACGUGUUCUUGAGAGAAGAAGUCGCUCUAAGGAUCAGUCUGUCCGAGGCGAGGGUGCAGGUAUGGUUUCAGAAUCGUCGAGCAAAAUGGCGGAAACAGGCCCGUCUGCAGCUGCUGCAAGAUGCUUGGAGGAUGAGGUGCCUCGGACUCGGGACACCACCGCUACCAAUGCCCGGCCACGCUAAGCCACCGGAUUCCUCACCGGAAACACCGGAUUCGCCCAACGACGGAAACUCGCCUGAAAGAUCUAACACCGAAAACGGUGAACUCACUGGUUCGCGUCAAGAGCCCUAUAUACACAAUGCAAACAUGCAAGAACCUAUUCCACAGCCCCCACACGACCUUCCAAUGCCGAUGCCGUACAACGAAGAAGCUAGAAUGAUGCAGCAAUCUUUUCCGUUUACAUCACUCCUCAUGCCCCAAAUGGAUUCAGAAGUGGCUCCGACAGACUUAAGAGUUCUAGCCGGUAAAAACUGUCCCUGUAAUGAAGAGGAGCCUCAGGAUCUAGCAUAUCGUCCCCGACGUGAGAGGGAAAGUGAUACCGAUAGUGACGCGGAGAUAGAUCUAACAUCGCAUUCUUCUAAAGACGACGAUUUGAGAGAAUCGGAGAGGCUGGCGAAUAGAAUCGCCACUAGCAUCUUUAGAAGCGACACUGUUUUGCAAGAUCUCGUACCAAAUGAUUUGAGUUUAGCGAAUAAAGGGAACGAUAGAAAUCAGAACGGUGUAUCGAUGUAAGUGGUUAUCGAUGCAAGCAAAACCAAUAUUUAACCUAUCGACGUAUU